AUGAAGUCGGGUAAAGCGGCAGGACCAUCGGGAAUAGUAGUGGAGAUGAUCAGAGCCGAAGGUGACACAGGUGUAUCCAUGAUCCGUGACCUUGCAUCCUCAAUUGUCCAUGAUGGCAAGGUCCCCACUGACUGGGAGCAGAGUUUCAUUGUCUGCUUCUACAAGGGCAAGGGUGAUGCUCUUUACAGGGGCAACUACUGUGGACUCAAACUAACAGAACAAGUCAUGAAAGUCCUGGAGAGGAUUGUGGACAGCCUCAUUAGGCAGUUGGUGACAAUCGAUGACUCCAAGUUUGGCUUCGUCCCUGACAGAGGUACAACUGACGCAAUAUUUGUUGUUCGGCAGCUGCAGGAAAAAUAUCUCGCAGUAAACAAAUGGCUCUAUUUGGCGUUCGUGGAUCUCGAAAAGGCAUUUGACCGUGUCCCUCGGAAGGUGAUCUGGUGGGCACUGCGAAAACUUGGUGUGGAAGAGUGGAUUGUGCGUCUGGUGCAGGGGAUGUAUGCCAAUGCCCGUAGCUGUGUCCGCGUUGGUGAUGGCUACAGUGAGGAGUUUGCUGUGAGGGUCGGAGUCCAUCAGGGGUCAGUACUCAGCCCUCUGCUUUUCAUCAUCGUACUCGAGGCUCUUUCACGCGAAUUUCGCACCAGUGUUCCCUGGGAGGAUCUGUAUGCUGAUGACCUGGUCAUCAUUACUGACUCGUUGGAUGAAUGUGUCAAGAGGCUUCUGACUUGGAAAGAAGCUAUGGAAAGGAAAGGACUGCGAGUGAAUGCGGGCAAAACCAAGAUCCUGAUCUGCGGUAUGGGUCUUGACCUACUUCAGGACUCGGGCAGCUUCCCAUGUGCUGUCUGUCGUACAGGUGUAGGCAGCAAUAGUAUUUUGUGCAAUGGCUGCAAGCUCUGGGUGCACAAGAAAUGCAGUGGGCUCUUGCGCCUGUCUGUGGACCCUGACUUCAGAUGUUCAAGAUGCAGGGAAAUUGCUCGACCUCUUGACGGCAGGCUGCAGAGUGAUAUCCAAGUUGGUCUGGACAAAUUGGGGGUUGUAGGCUCCUUCUGCUAUCUCGGAGACAUGCUUUCCGCAGCUGAUGGCUGUGACCUUGUAGUCACUACGCGUGUGAAGACCGCUUGGAAGAAGUUCAGGGAGCUGCUACCAGUCCUGACAUCACGCCACCUGUCGUAUAAGACCCAUGGUCGAGUAUAUAACACCUGCGUACGGAGCGCUAUGCUCCAUGCCAGUGAGACCUGGGCACUGACCAAGCCAAAUCUUCAUCGCCUACUACGCAAUGACAGGGCUAUGAUAAGACAGAUCUGUAACAUCAAGCCUGAAGAUGUGGCCACUGUAAGUUCAACUGAAUUGCUGGGGCGGCUUGGCAUAGAUGACCUCGACCUCAUCUUAAGGGAAAGGAGACUCCGCUGGUAUGGCCACGUUGUCAGAUCCAGCAGUGCAGUCAAGUGCGCUCUAAACAUACAAGUUCCUGGGAGACGUAGAGUUGGUUGGCCAAUGCUAUCUUGGAGAGAGCUGACGGAGAAAGAUCGUAGAGAAUGGAAGCUCUCUACUGCCGACCCUCAAGACCGGAAAGAAUGGAGAUCUGAGCAUGGAAUGGAAACAAGUAGAAGUGGUGAUGCUGUUUCCUGUAUGGACAUCAAGUCCAACUCUAAAGCAGAGUCCACGUCCAUGAUAUUGUAA
Messenger RNA from Ostrea edulis (European flat oyster), 1680 nucleotides. RefSeq lists its product as uncharacterized. The transcript has 2 exons. The record is from RefSeq and is a predicted model, not a curated record. The coding region runs from base 1 to 1680 and encodes 559 amino acids. NCBI's taxonomy places the organism in Eukaryota, Metazoa, Mollusca, Bivalvia, Ostreida, Ostreidae.